AUGAGCGGGGGAGGCGAAAAGGAGGAGGUGAAAAACAAGGACGAAGAAAUUUUCAAGCUAAGGAAGCUGGCUGUUAUCUUCAAGAGUGAGUGUAAAAAGUUGAAGGAGGAAAAUGACGCGCUUAAGAAGGGGAGCAUUCCGAGCGGCGCAGAAGGAAUUAGCAGCACCCCCGCUGUGGGAGAGCAACUAAAGAAUGAGUAUGCGAAGCGUCUGGCCGUAGAGAAGAGUUACAAAAAGUUAAAAAACUUUACCCUCAUGUUGGAGGAAAAAAUGACUCAAAUGAAAAAUGACAGUAAAAAAAGGUAUGAAGAGGUGGAAGAGAAAUUGAAGGGGUGUCAAAAGGAUUUGUGUGCAUCCCAAAGUGAAAGCGAAAAAUUGAAGAAGACAAUUCAGGAAAAAGAAGCCACCAUGGAAAAAAUAAUAAUUAAAAUGGAUCAAUUUAAAUCAUAUUUAAAGGAACAAAAAGGAAUGACAGACAUGGCAGAAAAUAGUAUCAACCAAGCAGUAGAAUAUAAAAUACAAAUUAGAAAAUUAAAAGAACAUCUUGAAGGGGUAAAAAAAACGGAAGAAAUUACUUCCAAAGAAAGACAACAGUACAGAAGCAUGAUUAUGCUCUGCUCCCAAUACAAACAAAAAUGUAAACAGCUUCCUCUUCUAGAAAAUAAAGUAGAAAUGCUAGAAAGGAAAAUUAAAGAGUUAGAAAUAUACAAGGAUAGGGAUAAGGAGAAAAUGGAAAAUAUUACCGAGUUGAGAAAAAGUCUUAUAAAUGAGCAAGUCGAAAAGGAGAAACUGAAUGAACAACUUAGUGAAUGGAUCAAUUUUGCAAAAUUGUAUAUAGAUAAAAAUGCUAUAGAUGUAGAAAGCUUAAAGAGGUCCAUGCAACAGAUUCAUGAAAAGUACACACACGUGACUUCCACAAAAACAGAUUUAGAAAUUCAGUAUAGAAAAUUAGCUGCGGAAAUGGAAAUGGUAAGGCAAAAUCUGGAAGAUAAAAAAUUAGAAGUUAAAAUCGUUACUAAUAAGAAUAGGCAGUUGGAAAAAAUGUACGAAUUUGCCAAACGCGAUUACAUGAGGGACGCGUCUACUGCAUCUUGCAAGGAAGACGGCACAAUUGGGGAAGACCCGCAGAAGGAAAAACCCAUUGUGGCAAACACACUCGCGGAGUAUAAAGCCAAGUGCGACUUUUUACAAUCGGACAACGAGAAGAAGGAGAAACUGAUAGAAGAGCUAAACGAACGAGUGAAGAAAUAUCAAAGCGAAUUUGAACAGGCGUGCUUAAAGAAAAAAAGCGCAGAGACCGCCUCGGACGAGUUACAACUAUACCAGAAGGAAAUUCUAAUUCUUAAGGAAGAAAUACAAAAUUAUAAAAAUAGGAUUGUAAUGUUGGAAGGGGAAGUGAUGCAGGUUAGAAAUGAGUGGGAUGAUGAUAAGCAAAAGUACGAAAUAGUCAUUAGUGAUUUAAGGGAGGCCGUUAGGAAAGCACAAUUUGAAAGUAAAAUCAGUGGCUCAGCAGGGACUUCUUCCAACCAGGGAGGAACUACCCCAGAAGGGAAGAAGCACCAUAAGGAAGAGGAAAACGAUGCACAUAGCACCCUCAACGCACUGUAUAACCACCUGGACAACCUCUCCUCUGUGGACGAGAUCGAGUUGGUAACCCUACGGAAUGAAAACUUGUAUUUAAAGUCUAAGAUAGAGGUUGUGAAAAUUUUUUAUACAAAUCAAAUUAAAAGCUAUAGGGAGGCCUUCCUCUACAUUUUGGGCUGGGACAUUCAAAUCGAGCAGAGUGACCAGGACGUCUUUUUCAUUUUGACAUCUUUAUUUUCCACACACGAUGGGAAGUUCAUAUUUAUAAAAAGUAAUGGGGCAAAGGACAAGCGCUCCCUUGCGUCGCAGGCGGAUGAGGACAGGCACGCUAAGAGGGUCAGGCGGCACGAGGGGGAAGAAGAAGCAGCGUCCUCCUUUGAAGGGGUUGCCCCUGUGGAAGUAUCUUCACAAGAAAACGGCAACCAGGGCGCCCCAAAUGAUGAUACAACCCCAUGUGAAGGGAUAACUAGCGAGGGAGACGAACUUGCCGCGCCCACCACCACCCUGGACGUGUCCAAGGCAAAUUUCGAAAACACAAACGUGUCCCUCUCUUCCAUUGUGAAAGGCUGCCAGUACAACUUGCUACUGCACGGUCAUUACGGCCUCAAGUGGAACGACAAUGAGGAUUGGAAGAACCACAUUAACAAAAUCAACACCUACCCUGUCCUCCUCUCCAUGUCCUGCAUAGAAGAGUUCAACAACAUCAAGGCGCAGUACAGCAACACCAUGGGCAAGAACUCCCAGGGCAUGCUCUUCAAGCUCUAG
Molecule: messenger RNA, 2349 nt
Organism: Plasmodium fragile
Lineage: Eukaryota; Apicomplexa; Aconoidasida; Haemosporida; Plasmodiidae
Exons: 1
Coding region: 1-2349 (782 amino acids)
Source: RefSeq, a predicted model, not a curated record